Molecule: messenger RNA, 846 nt
Organism: Monoraphidium neglectum
Lineage: Eukaryota; Viridiplantae; Chlorophyta; Chlorophyceae; Sphaeropleales; Selenastraceae
Product: high intensity light-inducible lhc-like protein
Exons: 8
Coding region: 1-846 (281 amino acids)
Source: RefSeq, a predicted model, not a curated record
AUGGUGGUGCGCGCCUCGAGCACCUCCAAGAGCGGAGUCGCGCAGUUCGCCGACUCCAUCGGCCUCCCCACCGGCGAGGGUAUCUUCGGCUUCCGUCCCUUUGCCGAGGUUUGGGUCGGCCGCCUGGCCAUGAUGGGCUUUGUCACCUCAAUCGUGGAGGAGGCCACCACCGGCCAGGGCACCCUCCGCCAGAUCGGCCUUGAGCCGUCCCCCGGCCUGCUGGCCGGCCUGCUGGGCGUGCUGGGCGUUGCCCUGGUUGCGGGCACCGCCUCGACCGCCGUCAAGCUCGCGCAGAAGAAGAUGACUGCUAAGGACAUCGCCCGCUACAAGAACUUCCUGGGCCUCAACAACGGCAACGAUUUCAUCGAGGCCGCCAAUGCCAUGAAGCGCAAGGGCGACUUCACCACCCCCGGCAACGACCUGGCGGCGAUCGCCGCCGCGAAGGCCGCGGGGUCGCCCGCGGACGCGUUCCUGUCGACCUCUGAGGUCGCCGAGGGCUCGGCCGCCGCGGCGGAGAUGAAGGCGGCUGACAGCGGUGUGCUGACCCUGACCAAGGAGCAGGAGGCCGCGCAGGUCAACGCCGCCUUGGCGGAGAUGAAGGCCGGCAAGACUGCCGGCCCGGCUGUGUCGCUGGCGGCCAAGGCAGAUAUUCUGGAGGAGGCCCAGUUCAGCGGCAGCUUUGAGAAGCAGUACGCGCGGGAUGUGGAGCUGACCAACGGCCGCGCUGCCAUGCUGGGCUUCCUGGCGGCUGUCCUUGUUGAGGCUGCCACUGACAAGGGCAUUAUCAUGCAGAUCAUCAUGUGGCUCAAAUUCUCCGGCUUCCUGGGCGCUGCCAGCGGCUUCUGA